AUGGCAACCAUCAAGAUCCUCGACGGCGGCCUGGGCACCUCGCUCGAGGACAAGUACGGCGUCAAGUUCGACCACUCGCGCCCGCUCUGGUCGUCGGACCUGCUGGUGUCGGACCCCUCCACCCUGCUGUCCUGCCAGCGCGACUUUGCCACCGCCGGCGCCGACGUCGUGCUGACGGCCACGUACCAGGUCUCGCUCGAGGGGUUCGCCGGCACGCCGACACUCGAAUUCCCGUCCGGCAUCCCCAGCGGCGCCGUCCCGCGCUUCCUCGAGACAGCCGUCGACGUGGCCGAGCGGGCCGCCGCCGGCGCGGCCCUGGCGCUCAGCUGCGGGCCCUACGGCGCCUGCAUGGUGCCCGGCCAGGAGUACUCGGGGCGGUACGACGGCGCCCACGACGGCGAGGCUGCGCUGGCGGCGUGGCACCUCGAGCGCCUGCGGCUGUACGACGAGUCGUUCCUGGUGUCGCCGUCGGGGCCUCGGCUGCAGUACGUGGCGUUCGAGACGCUGCCGCGGCUGGACGAGAUCCGGGCCGUCAGGAAGGCGUUUGCGGCGGUGGAUGGCGGGGUAUUUCCCGGCAGGUUCUGGAUCGCCUGCGUCUUUCCUGGCGACGACGAGAAGCUUCCGGACGGGAGCACCGUCGAGCAGGCCGUCGAGGCCAUGCUUGGGCCGCUGGACGGGGGUAGUAAACCGUGGGGGAUCGGGAUCAACUGCACAAAGCUCCACAAGAUCCAGGGGCUGGUCAAGAGAUUCGAGGACGCAGUGACGGGGCUGGUGCAGCGGGGAGUGGUCAAGGAGGCGCCCGCCUUGGUGCUCUAUCCGGACGGGACCAACGGUGAGGUGUAUAACACGACAACAAAGAUAUGGGAGGCGCCUGCAGGGUUUGAGAAUGACGAAGUGCCCAAGGUUCCCUGGGAGGACAGCCUGGCGGAGAUAGUUCAAAGGUCAAAGGAGAGAGCGGUCUUUACCUCGUUUCUGGUAGGUGGCUGCUGCAAAGCAAAUCACGAGAACAUCAAGGCAUUAAGGAGCAGUUUGAUGUAG
Gaeumannomyces tritici R3-111a-1 is the source of this 1038-nucleotide messenger RNA. Its product is annotated as homocysteine S-methyltransferase. The record is from RefSeq and is a predicted model, not a curated record. Gene Ontology annotation, biological process: S-methylmethionine cycle. NCBI's taxonomy places the organism in Eukaryota, Fungi, Ascomycota, Sordariomycetes, Magnaporthales, Magnaporthaceae. The transcript is spliced from 2 exons. The coding region runs from base 1 to 1038 and encodes 345 amino acids. Gene Ontology annotation, molecular function: S-adenosylmethionine-homocysteine S-methyltransferase activity.